AAAAACCCUAUCUUAUCCUCUUACAAUUUCUAAAGUUCCUUUUAAAAAAUUCAAAUGCGAACUUAUAAAUCUUAGCAGCAUACAUUUUUCAAAGAUGCAAUCAAAUCAUUCCCAUACUCGUCCCCGACGUCAUUUUAGCUUAUCGACUCCACCAAUCGACUUAAAUCCUACUCUGGUUAAUAACGAUUCCUAUCAUCCUAUGAUCAAUAUUGAGGUUUCUUACACGAAUAGCAAAAAGUUGGCUUUGUUCCACUGGUUGCUUUGAUUUUCAGCAACUAACGCCUGAUACCAUGCUUAUAUUCUGUCUUCUUUAUUUAUCCUCUAACUCCGAAUUUGCAAACAUAUCAUUGAAUUCUCCACAUAGUCUACGGUCGAAGAGUCUCAGCAACUUUAUACACCGCAAAACCAGAUAUUUUGGGCUAGAUGGUCACGCACAUUCUUAAUAAAGCUAUUGGGAAUAAGAAGUUGUUUCCUCAGAUCCCUACAACUGGCCCAACUGCAAAUGGAGCUCCAAGGUGUUUACUCGAAUCUACUCCACAGUUUCACAAUCAAUUCAUUGAAUUUUCUGAGGAAGUUACUUUUCAAAAUUUGAGAACAAGUGGGACCAAGCCAUCCAAGCUUACUUAUCAAGGCAGUGCUUACCCCACUUCAUAUUCUCAGAAUGACAGUUUAUGUCAACCAGUAUCAUCAAGUGGCAGACAGAGUAGUAUGUCUGUGAGUGAAAAUACAAUAAUGAAUAUCCCAACUUUGGCAUCAGUUAUCAACUCAACGAGUUCAGCUUUGGAGAAAGCACACAAGAGUUUGUUGAAUACUCCACUAAAUUAUUUGGGAGGGUUAGUUGGGAGAAUGGAAACAACUUUGCAUGGUUCUGCUCAUGAUAUAGGUUGGCUGCAAUGCACCUAUCCUAUUAAUCCUGUUCAGGAUGGUACAAAUAGGUUUAUGGAGCUGCUUGCAGUCACAAGAAAUGGUGUACACAUAUUGACUGACAAAUUUGUGUAUUUUUUGGUUCCUGGUCUUUUUAGCAACCAUUUUCCUCUCUGUUUUACUGAUACCAAAAAUUUCUUGUCAAAAUUGGGUUUGACAUGCCACAUUGCUCAGAUUCACAGUGAGGCUUCAGUGAAAACCAAUGCCCAGGAAUUAACAAAACAAAUUGAAAAUCUGUAUCUGAACCAUGGAAAAAAAGUAUUAGUCCUUGGUCACAGCAAAGGAGGUGUGGAUGCAGCAGCAGCUAUGGCUACGCAUUGGCCUGUCCUGAAGGAGAAGGUUGCAGGAUUGGCAUUGGUGCAAAGUCCAUAUGGUGGCAGUCCAAUUGCUUCAGACAUUCUAGGGGAAGGACAAAUCGCAGAAAAUGUGAAAAGGAUAAUUUUGGAGUUUCUAAUGUGCAAAUUCAUAAAGGUACGCCUGCUGCAGGUGACAUGAGUGCACUGGAGGAUUUGACUUAUUCCAAAAGAAAACAAUUCCUUUCCCAAUAUGCUUUGCCUGUAGACCUUCCUGUAAUUUCAUUCCAUACAGAAGCAAGUACUGAUGCUCAAGCCUUGGCUACAUUAUCCCACAUUACGCAUAUUGAAUUUCCAUCAUUUGUUGGUCCAAGGUCAUCAUUGAUGUCAAAUCAGAGUGUGAAGGUACCAAUUGUGGCUCCUCUUGCAACAGUUAUGGCUGCAUUUGCAUCAUACCUUAACUUGAGAUAUGGGGAAAAAAGUGAUGGCAUGGUUGCCAGAAGGGAUGCCGAGGUUCCUGGUUCUCUGGUAGUUAAGCCAAAUAGGAAGUUGGAUCAUAUUUGGAUGUCAAUUCCUUCGUCAACAUUUGAUAUUUCUGAACCAAAUGCACCUCAAAUGUGUGUAGCUUUGUUGGCCUUGCUUGUAGAAAUUGGCCAAGGAAAGAACAGAUGACUAAAAACUGCUUCAGCGAAGUGACUUUCAGAUGCAAAAUUUCCUGAACUAAUUUGGUUGGGUAGCUCCCUGUGAUAUUUGAGUAAUCAUUGCUGAAAUAUAUGAAAAGUAGCACCUAUGUUGGUGUGUGUGUUCAUGUACAUUUUAUUAAAUACGUAUGUUCACCUCAAGCAAAUGGCAACUUUGCAGAUUU
Molecule: messenger RNA, 2082 nt
Organism: Cryptomeria japonica (Japanese cedar)
Lineage: Eukaryota; Viridiplantae; Streptophyta; Pinopsida; Cupressales; Cupressaceae
Exons: 8
Coding region: 424-1419 (331 amino acids)
Source: RefSeq, a predicted model, not a curated record